CAGCAUUUUUAGAUUUUCAAUAUUUUUGAAGAUUUCUAUGCUCAAAGCAGUUGCGGGAUAAAUUUUUGUACACAAAAUGUUGUGUUUAUGCACUUUGUAGUUUUGCCGGUUAAAAUGGCAGAUUUGGCAAUAUUUGAGACCGAAAUUAAUACUCUAGUGAAAGAAUACCUUUCCUACAUUGGUCUUGAUACAACGGUGCAAGCAUUUCAGUUGGAAUGCAAUGAAAAAGGAAAAUCGAUUCCUAUCCAUAACGAAGUUUUGCAAGAUGCAGCUAAAUUAACCGCACAGAACAAUUUGCUGUUAGAGUUUGACAGUGGUGAAUCAUUAAACUUUUGGAGAUUGUGGGAAGAAAAUGUCCCGUUCGAAAUCCGAAGUAAAGACCAAACAUGUCAAAGACUGGAAUUCUACAUACAAAUUCACUUUGCUGUGUAUCCAAUUCGUACUGGAUCAGCAACUGUUCAGACGAAUGGACGACUACAGAAUACAAUGACAUUGUUUAAACAAUAUCUGGAAACUAAAGGUUCAGAUCUUAGUCAAACCACCGAGUUCCUUCCAUUCUACGCGCUUCCGUUUGUUCCCAACCCAAUGCAACAUCCUUCUUUCAAAGAAUUAUUUUCGACCUACUGGAUCCCAGAGUUACGAGGAAGAGUUGAUAAAUUCUUAAGUGCUGCCCUCAGUUCAUCAGAACCACCUGCACUUAUAGCUCUUGUUAAAAACAGGAAAAGAUUAUCUAUGAGUGAAUCAACAAGUGAAAAAACGGCCAAAUCUCUGCAGCAAAAUCUUCUACAAGCAGAAAAACGAAGCGGUGCUUAUAUGAAGAGGUUUAAUAAAUUGCAGGCUGACUAUCACACACUGAUCAGCAUCACAGCUGAACUUGUGGAUUCACUUGAACAAACCGUCCACGGUCGAAUGGUAACUGUUGAAUAUUUACAAAAAGUUUGUGCUCGGUUAUUUAGUGGAAGAUCAGCUGCUGUUGGAAGUAGUUUCAACACAACCAGUGUUGAUUUUACGCGACCUGGUACAGCUUCGUCCAUUCUUCGUGCUUCUAUUAUUCCUGAGAGAAUCGAUAAAUCAGAGUCCACACUUUUGCCUUCACUGGAUUACAGUAAAAUCAAAUAUCAUUUACAAACUGGGCCUGAUCGUACUAAAGCAUUUCUUCUACAAGCUUUAAGAUGGAGAUUAACAAGAUCUUCACCUGGUGAACAGCGUGAUACUGUGCUUCUUGCAUAUAUUGACAAUGACUUGUUUAACUGCAAUCCACAAAAUUCUUCCUCAAGUUUUGGAAAUUUCAACAUGUUGUCGUUAUUUGAUUCGUCCAAUGCUGCGGUUCGUCAAUAUGUUGCAAGAUUGUACAAUGCUUUGUCAUCACUUCAACAAGGCCGAGCAUAUUUGUGUCUUGACCCUGAAGCUGUUGGAAGGUUACAGGAAUAUUUGUGGAAAGGAAACCACCAACACAACACCAUUGAUCCAAUAUUUGAGGAACAUCUGCUGGGUUGUUUACAAAAACUCAGUCUUCGAAGGUUGUUACAGACAGUUAUGAUUAAAGGUGAUUUGAUACGAUGGCUUGUGUCCACACUUGCGGACCGAAACAUUGGUUUAUCAGAUUAUAUGUUGGAAUACGCAGUUGCUUUGCUCAUGAACUUGUGUCUGAGGAAAUCAGGGAAACAAAAAUGUGGAGAGAAUGCCACUCAAGUUUUAAAGGUGUUAAGUGAUUUGCUUAGCCAUGAAAACAUGGACAUCCGACCGUAUAUAAAUGGAGCAUUAUACAGUGUGUUGAACAACCCUGUGGUAAAGAAGGAAGCUCAUGUCAUGGGCUUGGAAGAAAUACUUCGAGAAUUCAUGGAAGGUGAACAAGAAGAGUUUCGUCGUCAGCUUGAGUUUAUUAUUAAACAACUGAAUAGUGAUGAUGAAGGUAGCGGUGGUGGUGGUGGUGGUGUGGAUGGUGAAGAUUCUGAUGAUGAUGGAAAUGAGGAUGAUGAUGAGGACCAAGAUGCAAUGGAAGCAGAUUUAGAUAAAGAUGAAAUAAUUCAACCUCUUCCAAGUGAAUUAUCUGGAGAAGAAUUUCUUUGUUCAGAAUAUCUUGGUAUAAUGACAAAUAUUGGAAUGUCUAACAAGAUGGAAAGUUUAAUCGCUGAAUCAGGGAUUCCUCAGAGGCCGGUAACUCCAGGUCAUCAAAGGAACUCGUUACAAGUUGAUCAAGAUGAUCCUCGUGUUUCUUAUUCAAGCACUUUGGUUGGAAGUUUAAACAUCUCCACACCCCCACCUACUAGUGGAAAAGCAGAGAGUCGACCUUCAUCACGAAGAACAACAUCACGGUCGUUAAGGUCAUCCAAUGAAUCACGUACUCGACAAUUGCCUCUACAACAUGAAACAUCUAUCUUAAACACUGAAGCAUCUGGUAGAAAUAUUAAAACACCAGUAAAUGAUUACAUAAAAGCAUUCAGCAGUCGUCCAAAACUUCCACGAACACCAGAUGUUUAUAGUUCUCGACCACAAUCUGCAAAAAGUAAAACUCCUCGUCCCACGUACUCCACAGGAGAACCAUCGUCUUCUCAUUCAUCAUUAUCCUCAUGGAAGACGGGGAGCAAAAGUUCGAAUUCACUCAAUUGAGAAUUUAUUUUUGCUAAUUGCUUGCGUAGCCUGUUUGUUUAAUAAGUUAGUAGUGUACAAACUACAAAGCUGUUUUAUUUUUGUAGCUUUAAAGGUUCUUUAUUUUGGUCGUAUAUUAUAAGGACAUUUGUUUUUUUGUACACUUUCAUAAUAAUUUAGUUUUUUGUAUUUUGCAAUUACACUUUUUAAAUAAAUCUCAAAGUCAA
Ciona intestinalis (vase tunicate) is the source of this 2816-nucleotide messenger RNA. NCBI's taxonomy places the organism in Eukaryota, Metazoa, Chordata, Ascidiacea, Phlebobranchia, Cionidae. The record is from RefSeq and is a predicted model, not a curated record.